This is a messenger RNA of Neltuma alba, 1203 nucleotides long. RefSeq names its product PTI1-like tyrosine-protein kinase At3g15890. Gene Ontology annotation, biological process: protein phosphorylation. The transcript has 4 exons. The coding region runs from base 1 to 1107 and encodes 368 amino acids. NCBI's taxonomy places the organism in Eukaryota, Viridiplantae, Streptophyta, Magnoliopsida, Fabales, Fabaceae. Gene Ontology annotation, molecular function: ATP binding; protein kinase activity. The record is from RefSeq and is a predicted model, not a curated record.
AUGGGUAUGGCUUUUUGCUCAAUAUUUUUCGGUGCAAAGCGUUCAGAACGAAAAGCACGAGGUAAGAAAGUGCCUGCAUGGAGAGUCUUUUCUCUGAAGGAACUACACUCAGCAACAAACAAUUUUAACUACGAUAACAAGCUUGGAGAAGGGGGAUUUGGCAUUGUAUACUGGGGCCAGCUUUGGGAUGGAUCACAAAUUGCAGUGAAAAGAUUAAAAGCCUGGAGCAACAAAGCAGAUAUGGAAUUUGCUGCCGAAGUUGAGAUAUUGGCCAGAGUAAGACACAAGAAUCUUCUUAGUCUACGUGGCUAUUGUGCUGAAGGGCAAGAAAGACUAAUUGUGUACGAUUAUAUGCCAAAUUUGAGCCUACUCUCCCAUCUUCAUAGACAGCACUCUCCAGAUUGCCUUCUUAAUUGGGACAGGCGCAUGAAUAUCGCUAUUGGGUCGGCCGAGGGAAUUGCAUAUCUUCACCACCAAGCAACACCCCACAUAAUCCACAGGGACAUCAAAUCAAGCAAUGUGUUGUUGGAUGCAGAUUUCCAAGCUCGGGUUGCUGGUUUUGGUUUCGCAAAGCUGAUUCCUGAUGGGGCAGCCCAUGUGACGACAAGAGUUAAGGGAACCCUUGGCUACCUCGCGCCAGAAUAUGCCGUGCUCGGUAAGGCAUCUGAGAGUUGUGAUGUCUACAGUUUUGGGAUUCUCCUGCUAGAACUUGCCAGUGGCAAGAAACCAAUUGAAAUACGAAGUACUUCAAUGAAGCGAUCGAUAGCUGAUUGGGCACUACCAUUGGUUAUUGAGAGGAGAUAUAGUGACCUUGCAGAUUCAAAGCUAAAGGGUAAUUAUGUUGAGGAAGAACUAAAAAGGAUGAUUCUUGUGGCACUUGUCUGUGCUCAAAGACAGCCUGAGAAGAGACCCACCAUGCUUGAGGUGGUAGAUCUGCUAAAAGGAGAAUAUAAGGAUAAGUUAUCUGAUUUAGAAAAGAAUGAAUUGUUCAGAAACCCUCCAGAUUUAGAAGACAAUGAUGGGGCAUCAGUUGCUGAAGAUAGUUCAGACUUCAUCUCAGAAGUGAAGGAAUCAACAUUUGAGAUGAAAGAGAGUAGUGGGCUAUAGUCUUGGCAAAAAUAGCUUAAACCAUGAACAUUUUGUAUUGUAUUUAUACAUAUUGUAAAGCUCUCUCAACUUGCAGUUUAUUGUUAUCGCGAUCCA